Molecule: messenger RNA, 3369 nt
Organism: Osmerus eperlanus (European smelt)
Lineage: Eukaryota; Metazoa; Chordata; Actinopteri; Osmeriformes; Osmeridae
Gene: cdh10a
Product: cadherin 10, type 2a (T2-cadherin)
Exons: 12
Coding region: 326-2662 (778 amino acids)
Biological process (GO): cell-cell adhesion mediated by cadherin; cell-cell junction assembly; multicellular organism development
Cellular component (GO): plasma membrane; adherens junction; catenin complex
Molecular function (GO): calcium ion binding; cadherin binding
Source: RefSeq, a predicted model, not a curated record
AGAGGCAUGCAGGCAGUGCGCUCACACACACAACCACACACGCUUCCAGAAACACUAGCAUAGGCAGUGCCGUUGUCAGUCUUGGAAUGUAAGCACCGCCGUGAGGAGACAGAAUCACCACCACUAAGCUCUACUGAGGAGAGAGAGACACAGUGCCAUGCACUCAACAUCACAGAUGGGGACUAAGCUGUGAACAGUAAAGGAUCAUUGCAAGAUCAAAGACAGGACUACAAUGCCUGAUAUGGUGACAUUGCAUUCCAGUGUUCAACCAACAAUAAGCUUGUUACCAUAAUUCCUUCGUCAUAACCCUGAGUGAUUGGAUACCAUGAUAACCAAUCAGUUCUUGCUUAUUCUGAUGCUCUCCUUUAUCUGGCCAAAUUGGGCCUUGCCUUUUACACCUGGGAAUACUGGGAAUGUGUUUGGAAGUGCAUCUGAAAAUGAUGGAAGGAUACUCCAUCGUUCCAAACGAGGAUGGAUGUGGAAUCAAUUCUUUCUUCUGGAGGAGUACACAGGAAACGACCAUCAAUAUGUUGGCAAGCUACACUCCAACAUGGACAAAGGGGAUGGUAACAUCAGGUAUAUUCUUACCGGAGACGGGGCAGGCUCUUUGUUUCUGAUCGACGAGAAGUCAGGGGACAUCCAUGCCACCAAGAGGCUGGACAGGGAGGAGAAGGCCAUGUACACACUUCAUGCCAAGGUCGUGGAUCGAAUCACAAACAUUGAUUUGGAACCUGACACGGAAUUUAACAUUAAAAUACAUGACAUCAAUGACAACGAGCCAAAAUUUGCCAAGGAAAUCUACUUUGCAAAUGUUGCUGAAAUGUCAGAUGUUGGGACAUAUGUUGUACAAGUCACUGCUACCGAUGCUGAUGACCAAACCUACGGGAACAGUGCCAAGCUGGUGUAUAGCAUUCUGCAAGGACAGCCGUAUUUCUCUGUGGAUUCUGACAAUGGCACUAUUCGGACAGCUUUACCUGGUAUGGAUAGAGAGGUGAAGGAGAACUACCAGGUGGUGAUCCAGGCCAAGGACAUGGCUGGACAGAUGGGUGGGCUCUCAGGGACCACCACAGUCAGCAUCACCCUUUCAGACGUCAACGACAGCCCUCCUCGAUUUGCUAACCACACAUUCCGUCUCACCACUUUGGAGUCGGCUGAAAUUGGAGGAGCUAUAGGUCGCAUCAAAGCGGACGAUGCCGACGUGGGCCAGAAUGCUGAGAUGGAGUACAGCAUUGUUGGUGGAGAUGGACAAGAAAUGUUUAGGAUUGUCACCGACCAAGCAACACAGGAAGGCAUUAUUACAGUUAAAAAGCAACUGGAUUACGAGACCAAGAGGAUGUAUGUGUUCAAAGUGGAGGUAAAGAACACUUAUCUAGACUCACGGUUCAUCCACGGGCUGCGCUUCAAAGACGACGCCACGGUACGGGUGACAGUGGAGGAUGUGGAUGAGUCUCCAGUGUUCAGCAGGAAUCCUUACAUCCUGGACGUGCAUGAGGAUACGGCAGCAGGCAGCUUUGUAGGGGUGGUGUCUGCCAGAGACCCUGACGCAGACAACAACCAAGUCAAGUACUCUAUAGACCGCCAUACAGAUCUGGAGAGACUCUUCAACAUAGAUUCUAUCAAUGGCACCAUUACAACACUGAAAGGACUGGAUAGAGAAAUGUCCAAAUGGCAUAAUAUAUCUGUGGUUGCAACGGAAAUCAAUAAUCCUCGCCAGACCACUCGAGUCCCAGUUUUCAUCAAGGUCUUGGACGUCAAUGACAAUGCACCUGAAUUUGCCAAAUCAUUUGACACGUUAAUCUGUGAGAAUGUCAAAGCAGGACAGAUUAUUCAGAUGAUAAGUGCAGUGGACUCCGACGAACCCCUUGUUGGACAUAAAUUUGCAUUCAGUUUAAGCAUCCCUAAUCCAAACUUCACAAUUGUUGACAAAGAAGACAACACGGCAGCCAUUUUGACACGCAAGGGAGGCUUCCGGCGGCGAGAGAUGAGCGAGUACUACCUGCCGGUGGUGAUCUCAGACAACCACUACCCCAUCCAGAGCAGCACCAGCACUCUGAUCGUCAGCAUCUGUGCAUGCGACAGCAAAGGCAACAAGCAAUCAUGCAACUCGGAGGUGCUGCCAUUCUCUGACGGCCUCACCACCGGAGCCCUGGUAGCCAUCUUGCUCUGUGUCAUCAUCCUCUUGAUGAUCGUGGUGCUGUUUGCCUCCCUGAAGAGGCAGAGGAAGAAGGAGCCUCUGAUCAUCUCCAAAGAGGACGUAAGAGACAACGUCGUCAGCUAUAACGAUGAAGGGGGCGGAGAGGAGGACACUCAGGCCUUCGACAUCGGCACGCUGCGCAACCCGGAGGUGAUGGAUGCUAACAAGCUGCGCAGGGACAUCAUCCCUGAGAUGCUGUUUCCAUUUCGGAGGACAUCACCUAUAAAAGAUAACACAGACGUCAGAGACUUCAUUAACGGUCGGCUCCAGGAGAACGACUCCGAUCCCACUGCGCCACCUUACGACUCCCUUGCCACCUACGCAUAUGAAGGGAGCGGGUCGCUGGCCGAGUCCCUCAGCUCGCUGGAGUCUUCUGCCACCGAGGGCGACCAGGAGUAUGAUUAUCUCACCAACUGGGGACCGCCGUUCAAAAAACUGGCCGAAAUGUAUAUCGGGAAGGACUCGUAGAGAGCGACUUGUGUCAAAGGUCGCAAUAUCGCACUUCUCUCGCGUGCACACACACAUACUCCCUUCAAGCCAUCGAUGUGGAUGAUAAAGUAGAUAGAAAAACAUUAUCUCAUAACUGUUGACAGCUCUCACAGUUUUACUGUUUUAUGGUCCUUAUCAGUAAAGAUGCCUUUGAACUUUAGGAAAUUUGUGUGACCAAUGGUGUGGACAAUGUGUUUUGUAAUUGGGGAGACCGAUAGUAGUAUUGUAUACUAUUAAUGUUUAUUGAGAGGGACAAUUAACAAAAAAAUAGCUUUUUCUGGCAAAAUAAAUAAAAAAAAUAUGUACAUGUAUGAACUGUUUUUAAUGAUCGACCAUCAUUUAUUCUAUUUGCUAUCUUUGUUUGACAAACAUUGUUCAUGUGAAUGGUUGGUGAGGUAAAUUGUCAAACUGUGGAUUCAUUUAAUCAUAAUAGGCGUAAAAUGUAAUGAGGACUGUACAUUGUAGGAUUUGUCAUACACUGAAUUCUCACUGUUUGGAUGCCAUGUCAUAUUGUUUUAUAUUUAUAUUUUUAUACUUAUUUUAUUAAUAAAGUUUCGAGAGAAAACAAACCCGUAAACAUGUUGGUGUAUGUCUGAAACUGCAUCUUAAAUGUGUAUUAAGUAGCUCUUUUAGAAACACUUUACACUAUGGUUUCAUUAAAUUACAUGGCAAUAGCCUACCUAUAA